[Candida] anglica is the source of this 2253-nucleotide messenger RNA. Lineage: Eukaryota; Fungi; Ascomycota; Pichiomycetes; Serinales; Debaryomycetaceae. The record is from the annotation of a GenBank genome assembly.
GUGACUACAGUGCCGCGCACUACAAAAUUUUUGGUUAGUUUCAAAUAGUGACUAUGAAUCAUCGUAUCUACAAUCAUCGCGUACGACAUUAAAUCAAAGAUAGACGAUAUGUCUGAGUCGAAAGAAUUACAGAAACGACUCGGAAUAACCUAUGCUAUUCGAAGCAAGUUGAAUUUUCUUGACGAGCGUCUAUGGAAACGGUUUUCCGCUCGUCGGUUAGAAUUGAUAGACACACUUGAUUUGAGUUCAAAGAAAGCAUCAGAACAAGAGGAUGAGAUUAGGAAUGUUGCAGAAGCCUUGAGAGUGGAAUUCCAAUAUCCAGAUGAAUACUUUAGCGAUUUUGAUAAGUUGGUGAGAGCUGCAAUCCAGAGUGUACGUCGAAAUCGGAAGAGAAGUAGUAGAAGCAAAAAAUUAAAUGGAGGAACAACAACAGCCCAAUCAGCGCCUGCGAUAAACUCGGGGAUUCCUAAGAUAGAUCCAGAAUCUAUGAUGGUAGAUAAUCCCGGGCCUCAUGUACCGAUUAAGAAACAAAGGGUAACCCCGAAGGGAGCCCCCAGUACGUCGUUCAUUGCCAAGAAUUCAGGAACCACAUCCCCAACUAAUGAACUCGUCCACCAUACAAAUAACAUGUCAAUUUCUGAAGCUAGAAUUCCAACAAAUGAUAAUAAGUUUCUUCUGGAAAUUCUUCGUUUGAAUUCAGAUUCUCAAGAGGAAUGGUAUGACCGUAGUUACUCUACAACCCGUCAUUUUUCCGCUAUUGACAAAUCAAGAGCUGCAAUUGACUCCAUGAUCCAACCACGUCUAAAGAAUGCAUCAUCUUCUGAGUCUAUCAAAUCUGGGAGUCCACCCAUUGUUGGGGCUCUCCCACUGAUGCCAAAGUUUGGAUUCACCAGCACUGCGCGUAGUUCAAGUCCUGUUGACAUGACUAAUAAGGGGAGACUUAGUCUGAGUGACGAAGGGAAUACCGAGGUUGAGAAUGGCACUGUUGAUAAUAUUAAAAUGAGUAAUAGUUUGACCCCCAAUAACACCUCUUCAUCUUCUGCUAAUGCAAGGGCUGCUGCUGCUGCUUCUGCAUCUCUUCUUCGACUUAUCGAAACCUCUCUAUCACUUUCAAAGUCCUCGUCUCAAACAAAUACAGAAAACCUUAGGACUCUUGGUCGAAAUAUAGUCUCUUGUGCUAUUUCAUAUGUCUUUGACAAAUCAUUUUCCACCGUCAACCCUACAUCGAUAGAAUAUCUCCGUUCCAAGCUUGAGCAGGAUCAAACUCUUGCAAGAAUUUUCAGAGAGUUGGACCCUCCAGCAGUUUUCAAUGUUCAGCUUACCGAUGAAGCUGCCGUACUAUCUCUUUGCACCAUUCUUGGCUGUUGUGCCAAGGACUUUGGUUUUGAUGCUGUGAUACCUCCAUUAGGGGAAAUCUUUUCUUUUUCCGUUGUAAAGGAUUACCCCUUGAUUUCAAAGACUGCUCUUGACGAUAACGGUGCAGCAGCGGCAAGAUCAACGGGACCCUUUGGACUUUUGAACUCUCUAGCAACCGUAGCUACGGAUCUUAAAUCAAAGGAAUUACUUGCUUCAGCAGACACAAAACCACCUACUACAUCUACCACUUCGAAGAAGGUUACUUUAAAGUUUCUCUCAUCCAUGCUUGAAUUUUCUUACCCGUCAACAAACUCUGCAGUGCCAAAGCUUGUAGAACUUAUAGAAAAUGGUAAGGCCGCGUUUAAACUCACUUCAACCACAAAUUCAUCGGUUACAAUGGGACUUCGUGAUGCUAAAGAUGGUACUGUCAUUAUCUCCGAUAAUGAAGUAGAAAAGAUCUUUCGAACCCGGGACUCUAUAGAACUUGAGAUGUUUGUGCGACAAGCUCAUGAGGUACCUAUUAGUCAGAUCACAUCUACUGUAUUCCCGACAAUCACUACCACAACAAAGGCAGGUCAACUGCCUAAGAUCCUAUUACCGCCUCCAUAUGUUCCUGCUACCCGUCCACCACUACCAGGAAGUGGCAGUACAUCUGGCCGACUCAGUCCAAUUAAUAACCCAAUUACAGGUGGCUUUAGGUUUCUUUCGAACCUGGAAGAUACCCCUACACCACCUCCACCAUCAUCACUUAUUCUCCCUAAUUUCCAACCUCUUUUAUGAAUGAACGCUUUUUUAAUAACUACCUUUGUUUUCGCUGUAGGUCUAAGUAAGCUUACUCUAGCAAUAAUCCUUUACAUGUACCAACAAUUGUGAAAUAAUAUAUAUGAAACUAUAUAU